This is a messenger RNA of Mercenaria mercenaria, 4556 nucleotides long. Its product is annotated as protein mono-ADP-ribosyltransferase PARP15-like. Gene Ontology annotation, cellular component: nucleus; cytoplasm. The transcript has 3 exons. The record is from RefSeq and is a predicted model, not a curated record. Gene Ontology annotation, biological process: negative regulation of gene expression. The coding region runs from base 1414 to 1992 and encodes 192 amino acids. NCBI's taxonomy places the organism in Eukaryota, Metazoa, Mollusca, Bivalvia, Venerida, Veneridae. Gene Ontology annotation, molecular function: transcription corepressor activity; NAD+ poly-ADP-ribosyltransferase activity.
AACUUUGAAACUUAUUUGUUUCUUUUUUCUAGGUCAAUUACCAACCUCACCGGGUCAAGCUCUAUAACUCUGACAUGUAUUUUGAGCAAAUUAUGCCCCCUUUUUUACUUAGAAAAUUCUGGUUAAAGCUUUACAUGCAAGUUACCAUCUCCAAAACUAAUGCAGAUAUUGAUUUGAAACUUAACAAGUGUCCUCAGGGUUAUAAAACUAGUUGAUAGCACCAAGUUCCAUAACUCUGACCUUCAUUUUGGCCAAAUUAUGCCCCCUUUUGGACUUAGAAAAUUCUGGUUAAAGUUUUACGUGCAAGUACAUAAAGCUAUUACUAAAAGGCGUAUAGAUUUGAAACUUAUUUUUUCUUUUUCUAGAUCAAUUACCAACCUCACUGGGUCAAGUCCCAUAACUCUGACAUGUAUUUUGAGCAAAUAAUGCCUCCAUUUGGACUUGGAAAAUUAUGGUUAAAGUUUUACGUGCAAGUACAUAAAGCUAUUACUAAAAGGCGUAUAGAUUUGAAACUUAUUUUUUCUUUUUCUAGAUCAAUUACCAACCUCACUGGGUCAAGUCCCAUAACUCUGACAUGUAUUUUGAGCAAAUAAUGCCGCCAUUUGGACUUGGAAAAUUCUGGUUAAAGCUUUACAUGCAAUAGUACAUGAGCCAUAGGGUUGAUUGGUACCAUCUCGGGGGAUUAAUUCUCAAAGUGAUUUUUGGAAAGGUAUACAACCCUGGAGUAAGAUAAUAUAUGAUAGCAAUGUAUAGACUGUAGCUCGAGGUUUUUGAUGCUAUACAUAGCCAGUUACGAUCUGCAGAAAUGUCGUUUUACGUGAAUAAUUACAAAUACGAGAGUGAUUUCGGAAAUAUGACGGAGCAUGAUAUCAAACAACCAAAUACCAAAUUUUCUAUGAUACGAAGAGAUUUCGUUGCGGGUAAAUAGGCGAAGCAUUUAAGUUGUUAUUUUGUUAUACUUCUUAUAGCAAAUGAUUUCUAAUUGCUGUCUAAAAGCAGUUUUUUUCACUUGAAACUGUCAAUAAGUAAUAUUAUAGUUAUGACAGUCAAAAAUGGCGUAAGUUAACAGUUUACGGUCAUGAAAAAUAUUAUGAGAGCAAUGCCAUAUGACAUGUAGAAUAUUGUGAUGUCAGAAGCAGAUGUACUAUAAUCACUGGUCUCAGACAAAUGGUGAAAUUUUAUUAGGCAUACACUGUUCUUAAUUGUCUGGUAAACGAAGUUAUAUUGACACGUGUCCAUGCGUAGAGAAACUAAAGCUCAUGUAUAUAAUUGCUGUAUUGAAGCCAGUUUUAGAUAUGUAGCCAUAUAUUAUGACACAUUCUGAUUUGAUAAUUGUUUAAAAAAGGUUUCAGUAGUAGGAUAUAUUAUCGGCAUUUUCUGGUUUCAGGUGCUAGUUUUGAUAUUCCGAAUUCAAUGGAAGAUAAAGAAAACUUGAAACGUGUGACUUUGAAUCAAACAGAUUUUGAGUACAGUAAAGUGGUAUUCGAGUUUACUAAAACGUUAGGAAGGCAGCCAAUUAUUGUGAAGAUUGAAAGAAUCCAGAAUAAAACUUUAUAUACACAAUACGCAGCCAAGCGUAAAAUGAUGAACGCAAAUAACCCUAACAAGAAGGGUAAUAAAAAGAUACUGUGGCAUGGAACUGCUGAUUAUGCCGUACAAAGUAUCAAUUCACAUGGUUUAAACAGGAGUUACUGUUCAAGAAAUGCGACCGCAAUAGGCCAAGGUGUAUAUUUCGCAGUCAAUGCAAGCUAUAUGGACCAAGGAACUUACUCGCCACCAGGUAGUGACGGAAGCAAGAGGAUGUAUCGGUGUUUGGUACUGACGGGAAACUAUUGCGAUGGAUCAAGCGACAUGCGAGUGCCACCAGCAAUAGAUAAAUCCAAGCCGCACAUUCUCUAUGAUUCUGUCACCAACAGUACUGGAAAUCCAAUUAUGUUUGUCGUCUUCAAUGACACACAAGCAUAUCCGGAACAUUUAAUAACCUACAGAUAAACGUGUUUUCAUACAUACUUAUACAUGCACUGCUGAAAGGAAAGGCUUCAUUUAAUACCCCAGUCACACAAACGGCGCGGACAGCUGUGUCUAGCCACGGAUAGAAACGUAAUAAUCCGUAUCGAUCCGUACCUGAGCCGUACCUCAAAGUAGUAAUCCGUAUAAAUACGUACCAACACUUGGUCAAAACGUAUUCAAGACUUGUCCCAAACUUGCAAGUUCUCCAAAUUUUGAACAUGCACAAAAGUUUGAGCGAUCCGUAGCCGUUUGAGCUUGACUUUAGUCGAACUUUGUCUAAACUUAUUCAUCCGUAGUUUAACAUACUAAACGUAGUUAUCCGUAUUGGAACGUACCUUGCCGUAGUUUGGCAUGAUGUCAAAGAUAAUCGUAAUGAAAACGUUGGCUACACGUGGCCUAUUAAUAUGAAACUUACCGACCCGUUACUGAACCUUAAUGCAAACGUAGUCAUGCAUAUUGAUCCGUAGAUGAACGUAGUUAUCCGAGAUUGCCGUACUUAAGCAUAGUUCAACGUAGUUCACAGCAUACCCAUGCACGCGCUAGGCAAUUUUUCCAGGCGCAGUGAAACGUAGUUCAACGUAGUACGCCGUACCUAUCCGUACUUUUAUGUACUUCUGUAUCAUUUUGUCCCCCGUUCCUCACCAUUUUUCCCGUAUUAAGACGUACUGCUCCGUUCUUAUCCGUUUCGGUCCCGCCACAAACCGAUCUCAUCCGCACCGUACCUCAACGCACGGACAUAUCCGUAUGUGUGACUGUAGCUUUAGAGAGAAUACGUACUUGAAAUGUAUCUAUUUCUAUUGGCUCUUAGUAUCUGUGUUGUGUUUCUUUAGCUCCUGAUUACGAAUUCUUUGUAAUCAAAAGUACGAACAAUUUAUACACGUUAUCUUUCAAUUGUAUAUUUUCUAUUUAUCGUGAUUAUCUUUCCUUUUGCAAUUUGUUUUACCUUUAGCCUGUUGGAGGCAAGUGAUUCCGCCUUUGCGAACAGUACAGACAAAGAUCAGCCUGCACAUGUGUUCGCUAUUUAGUCUAUAAAUCUUCAGUGAACACCCCUUUGAAUAAUAAACGGUAUUGCCCGAACUGAAUGAUGAACAAGUCCACUAGAAAUUUAGCAGGCUGUGGGUUAAUGUAUUUGAAAUAUUUUCAUCGUAUAUAAUAUAUAAACGAGAUGAAGAAUUAAUCCGGUGGCAGUUGUCAUCAGUAAGAAUAAUGAAAAGAGUAAGCAUGCCACCCAUAUACUGUCAAUCAAAGCUUGUAUUGUUAUAGUCUAUGAAAGUGUCAAUAUAGCAAGUGUUUCGUAAAUACAGUACAUUACAUUUAUAUAUAACUCCGAUAUAAUUAUCUAAAUUAGAAAGGUUUGCCAAUUAAACUAUAAGAUAUCAUAUGAAGACAAUAUAGAAGUGUAAAACGCAACCAAACAUACUAUCAUUAACAGACUUUGACUGAGUUUGUACAUGGAAGGUAAUUAAUGAGAAUUGCAACCUCCCUUCAUGUUCCAUAGCAUUGGCUUAAAGGUUUAACCUAUCCUAAAUGGGAUGUAACAGUUGUGAAAUUUUGUUUAGAUUGAAGUUACAUCCUUUAUCACGCUAUCUUGUAUACAAAUUUGAAUGAUCAGAUAGCAAAUGAUGUAUUUAAUUUGAUAUUGUUUUGCGUCAGUGCAGAUGUCGGUCGUAUUCUUUUUCUUUGUGAGCACUUGCUUAGCAGGCGUCUCCAAAUGUAGCCGCUUAAAGAAAAUAUUUUAAUCCUUAGACGUUUAAGUAGUUAGUGAAAACAUUCUCAGUGGAUGAUUUUUGUAUUAUUAUUGUAGUUUCAUGCAUAUAUAUUGUUGAAAAAAAAAAACGACACACAUUCCUGUCGUCUUAGCCUUCAGGUCAUCGCACCUUGCAGUCUUGCGCACACCUCACAGCUGAGAGUUGUGUACAACACAAACCCAAACUCGCGAACUGUGAGCACUCUCUGCUAUAUAUUCCCCGCGUUAAACUGAUCAGGGCUUGCUUUCUUAAUGUUUUUCUCUAUUCUUUGGCAGUCAGUUUGAAAGUUAAAAACUUUGAAACUUUUUGCAUUGUGUGCUUUUAUAAUUUUGAAUUACAGAUUCCUCUUAGUAGCUAUUUCUUAAGACAUAGACAUAUACAUAGACAACACUUUAUUUCAUCUCAAAUCAUAUUACAUGAUGUAUGAGAAAAACAGUUGCUCUAAAUACAAUACAAUUAUACGUGACAUGGUGUUAUUAAUUUCAGUUCUAAAAUAUGCUAGGAAGCAGAAUUACAUUUUCACUGACUGGACUGUUUUGUGGGUAAGGGCACAUCAACAUUACAGCAAAUAAGUAUUUUACAGUACUGCGAAUGUGUCUCCAGCCCCAUCCCAGUCCUACAGGCAAAACAAAUACCAUUUUUAUGAUUAUGAUCUUUUUGGAGCAGAUAGCUCUUUCAUGUAGGAGUAACUCAUAGUUUAUCUACAUUGUAUUUAGAUUUGUCGUUUUACAGUGAAUAAAUGAACUCGCUUUAUAUGUAUAGCAUAUAUCUAGUGAAAGUAAAAAUAAAUAAAUUCUG